UGUCGACAGUUUUGAAAACCUGCUGCAGUUUUAGUGCAUUUAUUCGGCUGCUUGUCCUACCAUCGCUGAUACGGUUGAAAAGAGAAACAUGUCUAGCGAGUCUACAGGUGAGCUGAAGUGACCGGCGAGUGAGACUCCCGGGAUUUGUUAGUUGGAGUUAAAUUAAGCUCGCCCACGCUCAGAAAUGUGUUACGAAAAUAUCGGCGUGGACGAGCUAAAACUUUCCCCUCACCGUGUCGGGAAAUCUGUUGUCGAUUUCAUCUGCAAACUCUCGUUGAUUAUAAAGAGGUUUGCGUCACAUUGAGGUAGCCUUUUGUGAGUUUUGAAGGUGGCUUUUUCUCACAAAGGGCGUUGUUCAACUUAUGUAGAAUUUUUUGGGGUUUAUCUUGUUUAGGUAGAUGUUUGGAGGGAGUGUAGUCGAGUGGAGUGAAUUAUUAAUUAAGCUUUUAGAAGUUGUCGAUUUCAAGUGAAAUUUUUCCAUCGGCGGAUGGUCUACGCUUCUGUUUUUUCCCAAUUUCAUUGUAAUUAUUUUCUUUCGAAAUAAUGGAGGCAAUAUUAGAGUGUUAAGGAUAUCCCUCGAGGGACAUUUUUUAGUGGGAAUUUAAGGAAGAACAACUUGUUUUUAUUUAGGAAAAAUAACUUACUUGACAAAGGUGCUUCCCUGGUCGUAAAAAAAUCGAAAAUGCGCAGGUUUUUUGUACCGUUUUGCAAAUUUUAAGAGUUAUUUUUGAUGCAUGUUAUACUUUGCUGGCUUUUUGUGUAAUUUGGUGUCGUUAAAUCUUCUCACUCCGUUUGAUUUUACUUCCCGUUUCAGAAUUAAGGCCGUAAAUACGCCGGGGCUGAUUCUGCAAAUUUGGGCAAAAGUUAGUUACGAUUUCACAACACAAGAUUUUUCCAAACGUUAUGAUCCAUGGUUGGCAAGUCUUCACCUCACGAUGAUUGAAAAUGGACAUAAGCUGGCUUCUUUUUGAGGUAAGAUUUAGAGCUGCAGAAACACUCUUAUUUGCUAUGGAUUAAAUUUGUUAAAGGGCGAGCAACUGCAAACAAUAGGUAGCACAAAUGUAAGCAGUGGCAUUUUAACUUAUGAUGUAAGCUUAUAUAAGUGAACCUUACUUUGAUUCGGUAUAAUCCUGGUAAAAUGGAAAUGAAUUUAUCUCCUUGUGGUCUUUGAUCUGUUCAUAAUCACAGCCGGUUGAAAAAGCUGUCCGUGGUUUUUCGAAAGGACUUUGAUACGACAUUGUGGAACGGAUUAAUUUCGCGAGGAAAUUUAAACUGUUGUUUUUUUUUUUCAUGUCUGACCAAUAAUAAUUGUCUCAACUGAGGCUUCUGUGUUCAUCUUUGAUAUGUUUCUGGAUAUGUGUGAAGUUUAGUUCCAAAGUUAGCGAGAAAGUUGACUGUCUAGGAUGGAUUUAACUGUGCCUCAUAUAAUUUCAGUUCGAGGUAAUAAAUGAAUUCCUUGUUGCAAGUGAAAUGUUACAGUCGUCUGGACUGGGAUGUUAUACCCAAGUGAAAAUAAUUAUUAAUUAUCAGUUUUCAAGCAGCGCUCUUCCUAGACACAAUUUGAACCUUCUUCACAGCAACAAAAAUGUGGAGAACACAUCACAACUGUUGUUCAAGUUGAUUAGCAAGUGUGUGUGUUAAUUUAUUCAAAUUUUGUAACGCUGCUAAACAUCCUUCCUUAAAUCCAUUUGCACACUUUUGUUUAUAUACUACCUAGCAAAUGCACUACAAGUUAUGAACUUUUUAUACAAUCACUGUACAGAGUAAACCUGGAAUAUUGUAAAGCAUACAACAAUCUGUCUGCUUCCUUGUCAAAUUUAAAUCUCUGAUCUUUCUGCUGUUGUCAUUUGUGACAAUUUGAAUGGAAAAUAACCUUUACCUUGGAUCGCCCCUUAUUCGAUAUUUAAUGAUAUUAGCAUUUUUUGAUUCUUUAUUGCAUACCAUAUAAUAGCAACUAACAUCUAAUCCUCUUUAAAUACCCUGAGAUGAGCUCAACAAGAUAUUUUUAAAAAUUCUUCCAUAUUAUGUGGAAUUAAUCAUUUGAUUUUUUUUAAAAAAUACUUGUCAGUUCUUGUCAUGGUUCAAAGAAACAUUGAUUUAUUUUUGUCACCUUUCUGUUGAAGCUGUGAUGCUUUCAGGGGUGCAAUUUAAAUUUGUAAAUGUGGCCAGGUUGAAUUUGAAUAGUUUUGCUCAUAUCUGUUAGUGUCAAAGUGUGAUAUUGUGAAAAAAAAGGCAAAUACAAAUUAUUUGCAUUAACAGAAAGCCAUCAUCAGCUUUUAUCCCUUUGUUAUGUCAGUAUGGUGAAUACUAAACGAAACCAUGUCAUAAUUACAUUCAAAAUAUUUAAUUAAUUUAUGUGAUAUUUCUUAUGGAGAAUGCAUGUCUGUUUUGUGAAUAAGAAUCUUGUUACUAACUCUUCAUGAUUUUGAAUGGAAAAUUUGAAAUAUUGAAAAGGUUAUUGUGUCUGUGGUAGUAUUACACCAAUUAGCAACUGAUCUGUUUGAAUUUGUGAUGUUGUAACACAGUUGUUGUUACGUAACAGAGUUCAUCCUUGAUAACAGAAUUAGGUAGUGGGGCACAGAUGACAUUUCCCAUUAUUGUCUGGGCUCAAAGAGUGCAAGGAGUUAUUUUUCACGGAACUCAAACAGGAACAUGAUUUUUAUGAUGCCAGCUGUAUGUGAGUUCUCUUUUCUCAGAGCCAUUAAUGGUAAAACAACAAAAAGCCUUUUCCUGUGGGUGAAGGAGAAAUAAAUACUUGUAAUUUUCCAGGGUUAGCAUUUGGAGACAUGUUUGCAAAAUUGAAUUGAUGAAUUGACAAAUAUGAGCUGAAUAAAAAUCAUUUGUCUUUGACCUACUGAAACUCACCUUAUGGCAUCACUGAAGGAGUGCUCAGAGUGCUAACAAAUUCUGCUAAUUCUAUUACCUACUAAUAAAAAUAUGCAUGCUACAUGUACUGUACUCUUUGAAGGAAACAACAAAACCUUUAAGUUUGUAAAACAUGUUUUGACAGAAACUUCUGUCAUCUUCAGUUAAUUCAUGUACAGAGCAUUGGAAGAGUACAGUGUCUUGAUAGUAUCAGGCAAGUCAAGAAUUUGAAGAAAAUGACAAUACUUUUAAGUUUGCAAAACAUGUUUUGACAGAAACUUCUGUCAUCUUCAGUUAAUUCAUGUACAAAGCAUUGGAAGUUGAAUUUUAUACUGAAGAUGACAGAAGUUUCUGUCAAAACAUGUUUUGCAAACUUAAAAAUAUUGUCAUUUUCUUUGAAUUCUUGACUUGCCUGAUACUAUCAAGACACUGUACUCUUAAUAUUUAACUUAAGGAUACAGUAGACUUUCAUAGGCCAAUUUUUUAAAAAAAUUAUUUCAAAAUAAUUUCAUUUAAAAGGUGUGAAAUGUUUGAAAAAGAUAUUUGAGCUCAGGCUGAAAGACCACAUGCGUCUUCUUUGAACAAUUUAUUAGGAUACGAAAAAGUAAUGGAUCACCUAGAAAUUUGGCCCACAUACUCCCACAAUAACAAAAAACUGCUUGAAGGAAUUUCGAUUCUUUGCAUUUGAUCUCCUGCAUCUGAUGUAAAGCUUAGCAGUGAAAUCAUGAUCAGCAAACUUGAUAGGGAAAGUGCAAAGCAGCCAAUUGGAAUAUCUAGAAAUCACCACACAAUUUUGAAGAUUAUUUCCUUAUGACUGAAUGUAUACCAUAGCUUUAUUAGUGCAGUCAGAUUUGGUACCUGAUUAAUUCACUCAUAGAGAUAUCAUCGUGCCUUGGUUGAUUUGCGAUCAAGCUUAAACUAAAAAAAUUAUGUUGGGUAGCACAUUCAAAAUCUUUCCAAUGAUAUAUAGUUUAUGGAGAUUAGGCUUUAAAUAGCUCUCUACAAAUUUUUUUUUACAAUGGACACCCGCAAAAGUGUUAUUUAUCCUUAAGGCACAUUCCAUUGGUCUGAAUUUUGUAACCAGACAGAUCAACUUUGCAAGUGAAUAGGCUUUUUUUUGAGAGGUUACCAUUAUAUGUUUUAGAUAAAUUCCAUCAAAGGAAUGGGUAAUAUUCAGAAAUUGAUGGGUUUGUUUGGACAAUUCUGUUAAAUAUUGGAAUUCCCCCAUGAAAUGAAAUUGCGUAGUCUGGACAGUUAGUUCAGAAUAUUGAGAAGCGUGUCUUGUUUCAAAUGAUUACAUGUAUGUGAUCACACGUGCUUGCAUUCAGCUGUCACUGUGUGGAUGGCUCUGUGAAAAGAAAUUUUAAAAUCAAACUGCUUUGAGUCAUUCAGUAAGCUUUAGGUGGGUUUUGACAAAAACAGGCACUUACACCUCCAAAAUUUAUCCACUGCACAGAGUGGACUGCAUGUUUCCUCAUAAUCUCAACUCACAAAGCAUUAUUUGUGGUAGGAAAGGGAUUUGAGAACUACAUUUACAGUACUAGUGUGCUGUUUCUGUAACCAUAAUUCGUAGAAAAUCUCUUAAAUCUCCUUCAUGCCAUGCUAGUAGUUAUUUUAUAGUGUAUACACUGUUUGAGUUGAUAUCUUCACUUACACAAUCAAAUAAUGUUGUUUGAUAAACUAUUAAAUUCUCCCACCUACAUGGACCACAAAGAGGAAUUUUUAGUGAUGUGCAAGGAGAACUUUCAUUUAUAAUUAUUUUUGUAAGAUUUUGGUUUUAAGUCUUGGUGUGUAACUAUGUCAAAAUUUUGAAUUAUGUAUUCCAAAAUUGAACAAUAACCCUUACUUUUUUAAUAGAUAUUUCACUGAUAGGUACAGAUUUCUUGUGAUCAAUUGUCAAUAUCUGUUUGGUUUUCUAGAAAAAAGUUUUGUUCAUUUUGAGCAAUCAUUGCUCUAUGUUGAUACACUUGUUCAUGUGUUUUCAACUUUUUAGAAUAUACAUGUAGGAUACAAAUCUCCCUGUAUGUGAUGUUAUUAUAACAGCAAUAAUGCUAGAAUCUUCCAAAUGCAUCAAGAUAAUGACUGCCUCCCACCAUUUGCACAGAUUUAAUUAACAAUGCUGCUUUGUUAGAGGGUUACAUUCUAUUUUGGUUAGCCACAAUAAUAUUGAGCUAAGCCAACCCUGGUCUAGAAUAUUCCAUUAGAUUUGAGGCAGGUCUUGUCAUUCAUUAUUUAUUUAAAUUGUUUUGAAAUUAGUUCACCAAAGUUUAGCCUAGACCUACUCACUGCAAAUAAUUCAUGGUUAAAUGCAACUUCAAGAGAGCUGUUUUAGGUUUCCAGAAAUUGACAAGCCCUGGAGCUCUUGCUAGAGAAUGUGAAGUUAGGCUGUGGUGAACUUACAUGUAAGGCUCUCCAGAACUGUGAUUCUGUGGUUUUGGCACAUGGUUGUAGCCUCCAAUGCAAGAAAUUAAUGUUAUUGUUGGCUUGUUCUCAAUGACAGUUGUUCUCUGGAAAUGAUUCAUUCUGUAAUGCUAUUCACUUGCUUGGUUAGUGAUUUAAAAUAUAUUGUGAUGUGUAUAUGUCUGUGAGCAGAGCAAAUAUUUUUUGAAGGGUGACGUGAAAAAAUUGUAAAUGAAGAAUUUGUUAGCUAGGACUCUGUGAGACAUUUGCAGCAGUUAUGUCUUGUGAAGCAGCACUAUGCAAGUCUUCAAACUCCAGAUUUUCUUGACAAGUCAUUUUAUUCCAUGACUGAACAGACUAUUUAAGAAAUUCAAUGUUCAUUAUUUCAAAGGAAAACUUGAAGUUAUGCCAUAUCACAGUUAUCUAAUUAACUCCAACAUUUGUUUACGAAAAGAAAGUAAUGUACUUUGAUCAUCGUUUUUUUGUUAAAUUUUUCUCAGAAAGAGGUAUAAAAUGCAUUGUGAGAAUUUAUUCCUCUCACAAAAUAAUUUGUGUGCUACUCUUAAAAUUUGUAGACAUGAGAAUUUUGAUCUUUGCUCAAAGUAAAUAGGCUUUGUCUCUUCCUCUGUGAAUGAUAGUUAAUUGUGUGACAAAUAAAUUAGAGCAAAAUACAUGCAUGUGUUACUUUGAUGUGACAAAAUGGCGUAAUACAGUGUAUAUUGCACUUACAAAUAGGAAUUUGAUUUGCAUGCAAGUACAGUGGUUGUUUCACUUUAUCCUUUGUUGUUUUUUAUUCCUAAAAAUGCAGAAAGUUGGAAUGAAAUUAGUGUUAAAAAAAUUAUCCUCAGUGCUUGACUUCACAACCCAUUGACAUAGUUUUGACCGUUUCAUGUGUAAUAUAAUUUGUUUGUAACAUUGCUAGAGGCUCCCUUAACAGAUAUUAUGAUAUUAGCCAUUUGAAAGUACCAGUAUGUCUGAAAGUAGAAUGUCUGGUUAUCUUAUCUAUUGAGUUAUGCAAUGUUUGUUUAAUUCAAUUUCGAACUUAAGCUGUUGAUUCUAAAAUGAAAUUUUUGGGCUGUAAACAAUUUGAAUUAUGGUAAUAGACAUUGUACAUGUAUGACGCUUAAUUGUAACAAAGCUGAAUUGCUUAUUAUUUUUUUUGACAAGUUUGUUAGUUCAAUCCUUCUUUGAAACGACUGUUAGUGGCCAUGUAUGUAUGUAUUAAGUAUGUACAUUUCUCUAUGCAAUCAAUCAGUCUUCUAAAUACAGAUUUCAGGAAGAGAGUGCUUAAAUUAUCUCUUAAAGAAUCCAUUUUAGGUCUAGUUUAUGCAAGCUUAGUCACUUGUGUCAAAUUUUGAUAUAUGACAUGACAAUGUAUCAAUUAUUGUUGUGGCUGAUUGGUCAGACGUAUUAUGUUCAUCAAGAGACCUUGAAUUUUUAUGGUUAUGAUGAAUAAUGCAUUGCAAAUAAAGCACAUAUUUGAUAAUGGUUUAACUCGGCUGAUCCUCCAAACAAUUUCUUUAGUGAGGUGUCGUAAAAGUGCAAGACGUUAAGAGAGAAAGAUUCUAUGUUGAGGGUAAAACGUAAAUGCAUUGUAAGAUUGAUAUUGGUAAAAGUAUUCUGUUAUAAUUUGUGAACUCAAUACUCAAGUAAUCAUUCAGGCACUAACUCACUGAAGUACACUACUGUAUUCUUGGUUAUGAUUACAAAAUGUAUGCAAUGAGUUUUCCAAAGUUCUUCAAGACAUAUUAGGGUUUAAAAUACAUUUGCUGUACAGUUACAAAACAAUGUUGCAUCAGAUAUCUGAAAAUUUAUUCAGGUGAAAGUUCAAGCUUCAUUUAGUUUGGGCAUAUUUUCAGAUCCCUUUGUGUUGAAUUGUCAUAGUGACACAGCCGAGUGGUUUAAGCAAUAAUUUUAAAAUUGUUCAUGAUAGUGCCAAGUUCAACUCCCCCAAAAUCCCUUGUUAGUAGACAACUUGUAUUGUCUCCCUCCUAUUAACUUUUUUUCCUUUGGCUUGAAUUUGUUUUAUUUACUUCCUUUUGUUGAUCCAUUACUUAUACAAUGUCCUUCAUUAAGACAAGGAGCUAAUAAAUGCCGAUAAAUAUAAUUCUUUUUUGUAUUUUGUUUAUUGAUGUAAAUCUUACGUUUCAUUGCAAAUCAAUAUUACUCUUUCGUUUUUUUCUUCACAGCAUUGUUGUUUUAGAUAAUGGACGACAGAUUUCCUUCAGACAAUGGUCCUGAUAUGACAAACCACCAAGAAAACUGUAAUCACACUCCUGCCGAGGUAGGCUGGUACACUGCAGUGUUUGUUUUUAAUGGUUCUUUAUUGGCUUCUCAAACUCAUGCAUGAUUGGCACCCAAAAGUUUUGCAAUCAUUGCAUGAAUAAAUGAGUUAAAAAUCAUCCUUCUGUGCUAUAUUAUCUCACUGUUUAAGUAUAAACAACUUUUCAACUCGGUGUUGGUGGCCAGUGGGAGAUAUUUAGUUAGACAGUUUGCGACUGGGUAAAUAUAUCCAUCACUAGCCUCCUCCACUUUGGUGAGUAGUUGUUAAAGAGUCUUUUUGGAUCAUGGAUAUAAACCAUGGGCCUCAUUUCUCACUUGCCUCUAUCAGUAUGGUAUGUGUCUCUGCAAGAUCCCUCCUAAAGUACACUGUACAUGUAUGUGUCCCUCUCUCCCCCAAUAUCUCUUUUAGCAAUUCUCCUUACUUUCUGUCAAGCAAGUUUUAUCAUGUUAGUUCUGAGAAUCUGGUAUUAAUUGGAUCAAUUAAUAAUCCCCUAAUUGAUAUUUUCUAUUUUCUCAUUAUUUGCCUGCUUAAUAAUGGAUUGAUAUUUUAGGCAGAAAUUCCAUCCCAGUCAGUCAUGAGAGCUUGGGGAAGAGGAUAUCACUGUCACCAAUUGAAAAAAAAAAACACAAGAGCCAUGAUUACAGUUGUGACAUUUUAAAAAUGUUACAUUUAUAGGAAUAUUUUUUUCCCUAUCUUUUUUUCAUCAGAAAUCCAAAACUCCUGUUGUUACCACUGCUGAAGUUUCAAGUGAUCAGAGCACAAACGCAGAUUCCCCAGAACAGCCACAAGCCAUUACCAUGGCAACACAACCUAAGCCUUCUCUAAGUACUGUUCAUGUACAGCAGAGUUUUCACGGAAUCCGUUCAUCCAUACCUGUAUUGACUCAUUCAGCUUCUGAGGUAAAAUUUGCCUCCUGUUUUUACUGUAACUUUGACUUCUGUCAACCUUUAUCCUACACCAGUAUGCUUAUUCUCCCUGCUGUUAAUAAGGAGGAUUUGUUUAACAAUGGAGAGCUUCUUCAGUUGGUGAUCAUUUCCUUUAUUUUCAUGACUUUGAUUGAUAUUGUGGAGAGAAAUUACAAUAGAUGCUAGUUGCUCUUAGGUGUCACAUGGUUAAAUAGCACCCUUUAAUCCAGUCAUCCUUUGGACUUCCUAGAUUUCUGAUUGAAAUCAUUUGGACUAAAAUUACUGGAAUAGGGGUGCUAUUCUUUGGUGAUUUUAUUAUUAGCUCUUACUGGCUUGAAGCAAACUAAGUAGUGUACUGGUAGUUCAGCAAAUUUUAGAACUCUGAUUGCCAUCUAUCAAAGCUGAUUUAUUUAGUUUAACAGUUGUGUACAGUUGUGUACAUGUAAUGUAGAGGAAGGAAGUUGCCUCAUUAACUGAGCACCUAAGGUUGCUAACAAAAGUAGCCAAAAAAGUAGUUGUAGGCAAUAAGAUGCUAAUUAGCUAAUCAACUUUUUUCAAGAUCACUUUUUUCACAGGACUCUCAGGUUUCCUUAACUUACAUGACUUAAGAAUGGCCCAUUCUAAUGGGCUGAUCAUGAGUGACAGGAGAAGGUUGUUGUUAACAAUGAAUACUAAUUGCUAUUGUGAUUUUGCUCUUUCAAUUUGCAGCCAACCUAUCAUCAAUCAAGGAAAACUCUUGUGCGAAGUGUUGCUGUGACAAGUGUUCCUUCACCUCCACCCUCUCAGUACCCAGAUGAGGUCACAGAGGUACAUGUUUGAGAAAAAAAAUUUUGUAACUAAACUUGGACUUUUUUGUGUGAUGGGAACCUCGUUAACUCAUAUGUUUACAUUAAUGAGAAUUCUUGGGACUGGUUGCCAUAUGAUUGUGCAUUUCAUUCCAAAUCUAACUUGUGCUUUACGUGACUUGAACUUUCAAGGGAAAUUGGAGAGGGUUUGAGUAACAUGUACAUGGGGUUGGUGAUAGCAGGAGUUGAGCCAAAAUUUUCAGAGAUUGAAAAAAAAAAAAAAAAUUGAUAGAUAAGGAGAUGAAAAGAAACAGCACUAUCUGUAUCUUUUUUCCAUUUGUUUUGAUUUGUCACAUACUGAUAAACAUAUUUUGGGGUAAUGAGUCUAAAAUUAUUAAAAGAGAGUCCUGAAAAGAAACAGCAACUGUUUUAAGUUAACAGGAGGGUUAAGUUGUUGAGAGUAAAAGUUAGCAAAGUGAAAAUCAAUGGUGAAUCAAUAUUGUAAAGCAAGGCAAAAUCAAUUACUAUUUGGUGUGCAAAUUUAGGUAAUAUUGGGUACAGACUACGUGCUAGUACUUCAGAUUUGGUGGGAGAUCAAUUUAGAGACAAAACCACCCCUUAUUGAUAAGGAGAAGUCAUGUUGUCAAUCGAGUAACUUCUUCACUGAGUAACUAAAGUUUCAUUUCUUUCCAUUAGGGUGCAGUGUUGAGUAAAAAUACCAGUAUUGAAUCCUGUGACAGUGGAAUAGCAGGAGAGUUACCACCUCGGCUUGAGGCCUUGGCAAGAGCCUCUAAACAGAGUUCACUUUCCAGAGGCAAGUACACAUGUGGUAAUAAUUUCUCAUAUAUACACUGUAUAAUGAUUUAUAAAAUGAUUUAACCUUUCAACUCCCAAGAUCUGAUUGUUAAUUCUUCCUUGUAACAGCUACACAUUUCCUUGUUAAUUAGUAACAACAAUUUGGUGUGAGAUCAAGAUAGCAACUUCUGCCUGACAAGUUUGAGUAUUACCUGGUUGCUGGAUACUGUGUAGAUAUUAGAAGGAGAAGUUGCAUGUUGAUCACUCCUGGCAGUUAAAAGGUUAAGAUGUUAUCUGGGCUGCUGCUAAGUUUAAAAGUAAAGGGCAAAUGCAAAACUGGAGGAGGCCUGGUUAUCACUUGCUUUGUCAGAUACUGUGAAACGUGCAAGAAUGGGAAGUGUUUUGAUUGCCCCAGGCAAUACAUGAACUUGCAUGAACCUUUGAGCAAAUUCUGAUUGUAGAAUUGUAUCACACUGUGAAACCUAUUACUGGUUAAUUUAGUAUUAAUUUCCACAUAAAACUGGUUGAUGUUUGUGCAAAUUACAAAUUUCUUCAAUGUUUUUCAGAAAUUGUACAAUUUUUUAUUAGCACAUUUGGUAAAAGGAGGUGAAAGUAGCUGGCUACAGAUGGCAGACUAGCCAUGGUUGGUUGGCCACUGACUCUGUUUGAUGUGGUCUGGUUGUCAAGUUGUUGUGUCUAUAAUAAAUUUAGUAACACAUCCAGCUUGCUCCUUUCACAAUCCUUCCUAACUGAAAAAAAAGCUAUGCUUUACCUCCAGUAAAAGAAAGCCACAAUUUGUUUGCAAUUUGCAAUCUUGAUUUAUUUUUAUCUUGUUCUUCCUUGACCAACUUUGUUCAUUUUCUGUUUAUUUUGGCCUUAUAAAUGUUUGUCUACAUCUUGUUUGUGUAGAUGGUUCAUUUGAAUAUACAGAUUCCACGGGAACUGACCUGCACGAUUUUAUUAUAAAGACUCUAAGGAAUCCCAGGUAAGCACUCUAGUGGCUUUCCUCAUAACCUGUGGCUGUUCUUAACCCUUUAUACCCUAACAUCGAUCAGUAUUCAUGUUCUCCAUACUUGUCUCUAUACAUUUUCUUUGGUAGUGGUAAGGAGAUCUGGUCAAACAAUCAAACAAUCAAAGCUUCCUAGAUUGGCGAUCAUUUCCUUUAUUCUCAUAAUCUGAAUGAGAGACUCAGCAGUAUUACUUUAAGGAGAAAUAAGAUGCUGGUCAAUGUUAGGGUUUUAAGGGUAAAUACAAGUAUACUGUUCCUGCUAAAAGGAACAAGGUUACUAUAAUGACAGUCAUUUUUAUUCUCAUUUCUCAGGGAUCGCAAAUUUCUCAUGAGACUUGAACAAGACUUCCUAAAUUUUAUUCAGCAACCAGCGUAAGUAUAUUGAAUUUACUUUGUAUAUCACCCAAUUAGUGCUGUCUGGAUGUGUUUAGUGUAUCAAGCAUGUAUACUUAAAACUGGUGACCAUGUUUUGUCAUUUUUGUCUAUCAUACUCAGUUUCAUGUGGAUUUAAAAAAAUUGACUAGGGUGUCCUCAAAUGAAUGGAAUUAUUGAUUCUCAUUACCAAUCUGCUUACAAUUGUGAUAAUGUUCAUGAAAAAAAUGAUGUGCUUCUGAUCGGCUGAAAAUGAGUGCAUUCUCAUGUGUAGUAACACGUGUGCAAAUUACAAAUAGCAUGUACAUGCUUUCAAUAUUUUGUCUGUCUUAACUUUCUGUGAUGUUUUUUCAUGUACAUUAUUAACAGGUAAUGACAAAAUUUCCCUUGCAAUUUGGUGUGAUAAGCACUUGUAAAUUUUUCAAACACAACAAAAUUGCACCAGCCUGUGCAAUUUGUACUAAUGGUAACAAGAAUUCACAUACUCAUCACUUACCAAACAAUUCCUUCAUUUUGGGUCAACAGUCUCUUCCUUCACUACCCACCUAUGACAUCAUACCACCGCAUGAUUGUGCACAGAGUUGCCGCUUACUUUGGUAUGGAUCACAAUGUUGAUCAACAAACAGGAAAAUCAGUCAUAAUAAAUAAAACAGUGAACACAAGAAUGUAAGUAUUCAGAUUAACCUAUUCUGUCUUUGAUUUGUGGACGUGCUUACCUUAUAAAUUUAGGGCAGGGAUAUUUUUUUCAAGUGGGUCAUUAGGAGUUACCUGUAAAAAAGGGGUUUGGGGUUUUAAGCAGUGUAUGAAUCUUCAUAUUGCUGGAAACGUGACUGUUAUGGACAGAUUAAGCAGAAAGAUUUGUAUUUUUGUAACCACCUAUGGGAGGUUGUUACUGUGUAAUUUCUUGCAUGCCCCUGAUUGCAUUAGAUUGGUAAUGUUUUAUUAUCUUUUUACAUCCUAGCAUCAGUAUGCAUAUUGUCCACACUCUUCUCUAUACAUUUCUCCUUCAGUACAGACAAGGAAAAUUUGUAAAAUUCCUUUAACCUUUAAACUCCCAUGAGUGACCAAGACAGAAUUUCUCCUUAGAGUGUCAAUACAAUAUCAAACAGACAAGUGAUGAGAAUAAAGAGAAGUCUUAAUUAGGGGGUUAUUAGGUGACCCAAUACCAAAUUCUCCAAACUAACAUCACAGGAACUAUAUGGCAGACAGUAAGGAGAAUUACUUAUGAAAUCUUGGGAGUGAAAGGGUUAACAACAGGAUCGCGUGUUACUAUUUACUAUGAGGAAUACAAAUUAUACUUGUCUAGAAAUGUUUCUCAGCUUAUGUGGGCUCUAGUUUUGUUUACAAAAAAAUUGUGUUUUUUUAAUCAAAGUUUGGACCUUCCCUUCCCUCCCCUCCUAUUCCUGUAUUAAAAGGCCCUGGAUCUGCCCCUACUCAUUCACCUCAUGUUCAAAAACUGGCCGCUAUGCAAUUCAGUCUUGUGUAUGUAGACUUAACCCUUUACACCCUAACAUCAGUAUACAUAUUCUCCAUACUGUUCUCUAUACAUUUCCUAAGGUGCUGACAAGGAGAAUUUGUUUAAUAAUCGAGAGCGUCUAUUAUUGAUGAUCAUUUCCUUUUUCUCAUGACCUUAAUGUGUGAUUCAGGGGUGAUAUUGUAAGGAGAAAUUAGAUGCUGGUCACUCUUAGGGGUUAAAGGGUUCAUCCAAAAAAAAAAAGAGGGGCGGGGGGGCAAAGUAAAAAGGAACAAACUUAUUUUUCUUGUGCAUUUGCAGACCUGAAAGCAGAUUUUUAGAACUGAUACCCAGAGAGGAAUCAGAGGACUCAGAGAGUUCAAUUCCACGAUUAAUUCUUAAAAGACAAAAUACACCGUCAGACGAAAGCACCCCUCCAAAGGUACUGUGCAAUUUUGCUGAUGAAAAUUUCUCCAGUACUUUUGUGUGGUGUGUUUGUGUUUCCAUAUGAAAUUAUAUUGGUUUUUAUUCCAUUUGUAGAUUGAUAGUCCUGUUCUUAUACAUUCUAUGGAGGACAAGCGUUCUAAAUCCAUUGAGGAACGAGAAGAAGAGUAUCACAAAGCCAGGGAAAGGAUAUUUAAUCAAGAUGUAAGUUUCUGUGGUUCGAUGACAGGAUUAUAGUUUGUGAUUUAGAGACGGGGGUACAGUUCAUCUUGUAUCUGUAUUUUACAACGUAAAGCCAAACUGAUAUACUGUGGUAGCUCUCCAAUGGGAACCUUUAUCUAAGGAAAACUUGGAGGGACAAUCACUUUUAUUUAACUGGAGAAAUGCGCUUAUAAACGUUGUACAUGUUGCUUUCAUGGAAGGAACAAUACUAGGGGUACUUUUUCUUCUAGGGAUGACCCCUUGGUGCCAGCACCACUGUGCCAUUGUGAUAUACGCCAACGUAGAAUACAGAUAGUUUACUUCAAGAAGUAAUUUCAGUUUUUUUUUCAAUCUUGUAGUCUAUCUCAUCACAGUCAUCACAGUCUUCUAAAGGCGAAAGUGAUAUGAUAGUCCCUCAACUUCUGCAAAGGUAACUGGAUGGUAGGGCUUUAUAGAGAAAAGAACUAUGACCAAGGUUUUAAAAAAAAAUAGCUAAAAGUAAUACGCUGUGAGACUAUAAAGAGAAAUGUGGAAAAGCGUUUUUCUAUAGUUCCAGUUAAGAAAUUUUCAAUUAAGUGUCGAGUGAGAUUAAAUCCUAAGGUAACAACUUCGUCUAACCAAAGGCUAAGGUAAAUUACAUCAAAAGCCAAUAAGAACUCAGAGUUAAAACAUACAAUCUGUCCGAAGCGCGGAAAAAAUAAGUGACCAAUUGAAAGUUCGUGUUAGCUUUGCAUGUAAUUGGUUGUUGAGGGGCGGGGGCGUGAGUUUGCAGACCAAUCACUACGCAAAGCACGUUUACUGAAACUGCUCAACUAUUUUCCCAGGGAGGACAUGGAAAAUGUAAGUGAUGUUGCCGGCGAGGAAACACUUGAAAGGCUACCUAUAAGUAAAAUCGGCAAGUCUAAAUCAGAGGAAGUGGAUGUGACAGGAGACAGGUCCUCGACUGGGACGUCGGGUGAGAUAAUUAGGAUUUUUUGCUGACAUUUACACAAUUCGCUUGGUUAUCUCAUGUUGUAGAGAGCCGGACUACUGUGUAAGAGGUCGAGGGUUCAAGCCCCAGACCGGACCAACACUCUGCGUCUUAAAAUGUGCUGUGAUGCGAAUGUGCUUUGCUAUGACAUCUGUAAAUGGUUCGACAUUCUGGUCUUACACUGCAGAUCCCGUCUCCUGCUUCUUUUUUGUAUUGUUUGGCAGGGGACGUUAAAUAAUCCACGCACUUCUCGCAAAGAGUAGAGAGUGUAGCUCCCGGUGUUGUGUUCUUGCGUUGUUGUUGUUGUUUACACGUAUUAUUUAAAAGAUCCCCUUUUAGUAUUUUUAGAAAGAAAAAGGAAGGGAAAUAAAGAAAGAAGAAAAGGAAGAAAAUAUGACUAAUGAGAUGUGCUGAUACGUGUCGUAAUCCUUCAAAUUUUGUAUACUGCAGGCAUCAGAAUAAUGACGAACAAGCCAUUUACUAGGUCCAGUAGUAGUCCAGGAAUAAGUCAUAUCGGUGGUUCACCCGCUUUGGAACGUGUAUCCAAUUCUUCUCGCCGGGCAUCAGAUGGAAACCAGAGGCAGCGCCAUCUACCUGGCUCACAGUCCGUCCUGUCAGCUCCACUACCUUACUGGGUGGCAGAGGGGACCCCUUUGGUUGUUCCCUCUGGGGAGAUGCAGAUGCUGCCGGUGCAAGCUCCAGGAGUACAAGGGAUGCCAGUGCCUGUCAUGGCUGCACCGGCUCCUACGUCACAGCAGAGUGGUAAUGUAUUUAUUGUGGUAGCACGCCCGUUUAAGUGGGAAGCCGCAAUGUUAUUAUGGGAAAUGUCAUGGUUCUAAACUGCAAAUCAGCAGAGCAGUAUUCUGUCACUGUCACACAAAACAAUAUUACAGCUGCGUGACGAAUGCUGAUUUUGACACAGGACACUUUCAUACAAACUCGUAAGAACUGGAGGAAUUUUGAACCAAAAUGACAAAUUUUGUCCAAGUACAAUCUAUCUUUUGUUUCUUGGGAGUUCUACCUGGUUGUACAACUUGGCAAUUGUUUUUUUCGUCAGGUGGAGUGAUGUGGUCAGUGCCUCAAGAGCCUUUACAGCCUGGAGUUAUGCUUAUAAAUCCUAAUACAGGUAUCUUAAAUUAACUUUUUUUACACUCGAAUUACCUUUUCGAAGCCAGUAACAUCCCUACCGUGGGAAUCGAUUUCGUUUUUAGGAAGAUUGUGACAUCGAAGUAAAUCCCCCUUAUUAGCUUUUUUUCUUGCUGAACUUUGCACAACUUUCUCUCGGUACCUAGGGACACCUUUGUUAGGAGCAGAUGGAAAUCCUUUGGUUAUGCAACCGGCCUAUCAGCAAGUCAUGAUGAAACCAAGUUCAAGCUCAGGCUACACUCAGCCAUCGACUGUCCGCACCCCUGUACAGGCUGCACAGCAACCUUCUGCCAUAGCGCAACAGCAGCAGCAGCAGCAGCAGUCGCAACAACAACAGGCGCAGAGUGCGGUGAAUUCUGGUCAGCUUGUGAUGCCGCAGUAUGUCAAUAUGCCGCCACCGGUGUAUGUAUUACCGUCGAGCGGUCGACCCCCAUUUGCGCAGCAACAGGCUGUAAGUUUUCCUAAUCAGUUCUCAACUUCUUCUCACGUAUACCCUUUGUCUAGAGAUUUCAGUUCACUUUCGUUCAAAAAACUGUAGUUGCGUCUAAGUUUUAGACAACAGACAGUGUAAAUAGUUGAGUCAGAAAGGUGAAUAACUAGUUAGUUAUCGUAAUAUCGUUGAGAAUUCAGUUCCGUUUUAUGUAUAUUUGUAUUUCAUUUUUUUUUUUUACUGCGUCGCGAGCUCUUUUCUAGUAACUCACCGUUCAUCGAUUGGUUUUGAUAAAGCUGAGUGCAACACGGCAAAAUGAGCGGAAAGAAUUUUUUUUUUAUUAUUAUUUUAGGAAGAAUUACAAUUGCUGUAAUGAAAAUUGUGUCAAUAAAAGAGUUGCCUUGAUAAGUUUCUUGCAUUGUAAUUUUGAUGACGAACUUUACAUGCUCAUGAGCGGUAACCUGACAAAGAUUGAAAUGGUAACGAAUGAAUGGGAACAGAAAAGAAAGGUAAAAACUGAUCUUUUAAAUUACGUAAGGUUAUUUGGCAGCAAUGAAACGUGACUAAGGGUCAAACCAAAUGAACAAAAUCUUCGGACGAUAGUUUUAAUACCUGCGUUUAUUUAUAUCAACUGUUUACACUUGUAACCACAUUCUAAGAAAGAAAAUAUUUUGUUUAAUUUGAUCCCAGUGCAUUAAAACGUUUUUUAAUGAUCAAAGAAGUUUCCCUUUUUUACUGGAAGAUAAAUUUUGAGGUGAAACUGGUGAAAGCAGUUUUGUCAUAAACUUGCGUUGAUCGAGAACCUAAGGAAGAACGCCAUAUUGUUUUGCUGCUUUGAUUAGAGGUAGUAGUUUCUUGUUUAUAGAUAUAUAGACAGACAGCCAGGAAGCCAGCUCAACAUGAGUAAAGGUUGGAUUUUCUUCAGUUCCUCUCAAUACUACUGCAUUUCCAGACAGGCCAAAUAACUAGUAGGAUUUAUUCUGUUCCUUUGCUUAUCGAAAUUUAGCGUUGUAAAGAGCAAUUUUUAUUUGAAUGUCGAAAGAAAUCCGGGACUACCUUGUUUUGACGUUGCCUCGCUCUGUGAUUGGUCCAGAAAACUUGCGUCAUCUUCUCAACCAAUCAAAUACAGAUCGCGUCUUGGUCACCCGCGUUUUCCCGCGCUUUUUUGGCUUGCUUUGAUUAUCUAUGAGUUCUCAUUGGCUAAUGGAGAUCUCAUCCUUUGUUUUGAUUGGCCAUAGUGAUUACUUUGGUUUCGGUUUUUCGACGUUCAAUUGAAAACUGCACCACUGAGUGACUUUGGACGAGAUAAAGAAUUUGGGCGAUUAAUGAUCAAUUCAAGGUGAUGUUCGGCUUUGUUCUUCGCUUUAUUCGCGGAAUUUUGAAUGCGAAGUCUUUUCCUAUCUUCGUCUGCGUUUUAGUCGCACUCGAACUUAAAAAGACUCGGGGCUCGAGAUAAGAAUUCGCGAAAACUAUCCUUUACACUGACAAUGCAGUGACAGGGGAAAAUAUUUCUGUUAUGAUACCUGCUUUCACAACUUUGAAGCCAAGUUUUUGAGGGCAAAUGAAAAGCGUAACCCUCUCCUACCCACGAAGAAAGGGCUGCGUCGCUUAAAGAGUUAUAUUCGUUCCUCCUUAAAAUCUCUCAGUCAAGAAGUUCCAGUAAAAAGUUAAUAUCUUAAACUCUGUGUAAUAUUGGGAGUGAUUUCAGAACUUUCUCUAUUCCUUACGAGCUUUUUAGAUUCAUUUAUUAAGGAAUGUCAUAUCCAAUGACGAAAUAGUUGGCACAGACAUAUGGCACAUCCAGUUUGAUCCCGUCCCGUUUCCCUUUCCUUGUUCCUGGUUUUCUUACUAUACAACGAGUGAGCCUUUACUCAUUUCGCUUUCAAAUGCUGACAUUCUUGCCAUUUAGGGCGCAGAGACGGGAAGCCAUUGGUCUGCAUCAGCUCAACCGGUAACUUCAGGAAAUCCGGGAUAUCAGGACAUGACUGCCCAGUUUGGCGCGCUUUCUCUUUCGGGACAAGCCACUCUGGAAUCGACCUCGUAUCACCACCAACAACAGUACGCUGAGUCAGGCGUGCCGAGCUCUACUCGCACAACUUCGCCAAUGUACGUCAACAGUGUCACUCAAGGUGGUCAAAUGCAAUACGUUGUGUUACCUCCUUCAGGCAUGCAGUCGCAGAUGAGGCCGUUGAUACAAAGCCAAGCUUACGGUGCUCAAGCGGUCCCCCAGACUGCAAACCCUCAGCAAUACCAAAGUUACGUGGUUUCACCGACUCAAACACCAUAUCAACAAUUUCCCUACGGCACCCUUCCUAAAGAUGUUACUUCCUCCGUCAUUCAACAACACGCUCGAUCCCAGACACCACCCACCCCUCCCCAAACAGCGUCGCCUGCUCAUACAAACCAGUACUUGCAGCAGCAGCAACAACAACAUCAACAUGCUCAGGCGCAGCUGACAUAUUCGUCUCAAAUUCCUCAGCAGUCACCACAACAGACGCAUACCACACCAUAUCAACAACAACAACAACAAACGACCUCGCCCCACAACCCACAGCAACUUCUCCGACCUAUGGUACCCUUAGUCAUUCAAGGGGGUCGGGGUGUUGCUAUGGCAGCUGCCGUCGGGCAACAGGGCCCAGUCCCUUCUCAGUACCAACAGACCCCGCCGCAUGUUCAGAACCAGUAUCCCUCGAAUCAGAGGAGAAUGUAUAAUAUUGAGAGACGCGCUUUCAAGACUGGCGAGAUGUACAGCUCCGACACUGUCAUGCAAGGCUCCCCCUCGUUGGUCUCUUACGGGGAUGGAUCGAUAUCUACUGGUUAUGAGAUUCAGGGAGAAAGGAGUCAGUUUAACCAAUAUCCGUAUCAAAGGUAAGUCCAGUUGACAAGGCGUCAAAAUGUAUCCAAGUUCUCCUCUCUGAGUCGCCUAAUUAUAUGUUUUGUUUCUGUAUUAAUGAUGUGUUGGGGUAAAAUUGAUCAAUGUUGUAGGAAUUUCUGAAAGAGGCAAAAAACCCUCUGUGCGUGUCACCUUGUCAGCUCGGAGAAACAUGUAUCACUAAUAGAUGUCAUUUCUUAGUUCAAUUUUUGUGACUAAUGAACCGGCCGUUCCGUUGCCAGUUUCGGCAUGAGUUUGAGGAGGAAAAUUGAUGGUUGAUAUAUUUUGUCUCUUUAACCCUUUACACUCUAACAUCAGUAUGCAUAUUCUCCAUACUUUUAUAUAUACAUUUCCUAAGGUGUUGACAAGGAGAAUUUGUUUAGCAAUCGGUUCUCUCAUGGUGUUGCUAUGGUUUCUUGUCGUAAGCUCGUUUAAGGUCGUAUACGCUUAGACGUGUGGCAGCACUGACUUUGUAACUGCAACCGAUCAGACAAACUCUACAUCUUUAAUCCAAUUACCAGCAAUCUUUUAUGUGGCGGUGACGGGGCAUUUUUGUCGAGUUGUUACUGGUUCCUUUGCUGCGAUUGGCCGACUUAAAUCACGUAACUGUUCCCCUUUCAGAUACGGUUCCUCGGGGCAGCCUGCCAACCAGCCGUUCAACAAACCGAAAAAUAAACAAUUCAAAGAACGGCGAGGAAGCCCACGAGGACAACACCAGGAUACGGGCAAGAAACAUGGCCGUAAAACCCCAGAGACUGAGAGGACGGCUGGUGAACAGUGACGACUACGAGAUUUUAAUGGCCACGUAUUUCAAUGUGAGUAUUCCUUUUAAGAUGACGGUUUUUACAUGUUGUGUUUAACUGCUUUCUAUAACGAUCCCUAAAGGUUGGCGCACUUGAAGCGACACGACGCAGCUACAAUUCAUUUCGAUUAGCUUUUUGCAAUUAUCUCUACUCCCCGGCGACGAUUUUUUUGUGCCUGAAACAAACCGCACAAAUCCAAGCUAGUAUGAUCGUGUCGACGAAAAAAUUAACCUUUUAAUUCCUAAGAUCUGAUUGUUAAUUCUCCCCUCUAGCUGUUACACAUUUCCUUUAAAUUGGUUACGAGAAUUUGGUGUUCAAUCAAGGUAAUGUCUUGUGCCUGAUGAGUUUGAGUAUUCUCAUCACCUGUUUGCUGAAAAAUGUAUUGAUAUUGUAGGGAGAAGUUACAUGUCAAUCUCUUCUGGGAGGUAAAGGGUUAAAUGAAUCGCAGUGACCUUUGGUGCACGCGGAUCGUUUUUUUUUUACGGGAUUUGUCGUGGAGACUUGUUCUUCUCUUAUCCGUUGUUAUCGAUUGUAAUCUUCUGUUGUCUUCUUUUCUCGUCCAAUGUCAGUAAAGUCGAAUCUCGUUGUCGCUCACUUUUCGAAAUCAAGUGCAGUCAUCCAGGGGCGCUCUUCAUUGAGUUACUAAGCAAAUCGUCACACCACCCCUCCCCCAUUUAACUUCAGAGGGAGUGGCAAGGACAGGGUUUAUACUUCGCCCCUUAACUUCUACAAAGAAGGUGAAAAAAAAAAUUGGGCUCAUUUCUCUGCAAUUUUUAUCUUUCAGGAGUCAGCCUUAUUCUGAAGGUGUAUGACUUACCCAGGGGAUGAAAAAGGUAAUAUGAAAAAUGAAUUAUUGGACGAUCUGGUGAAGGCUGGGGCCUGGAUCAAAUGGUUGAACACUGUUACGAGCGGAUCACAAGAGAGUCCGGUCAUCGCAAUUUUUCCUUCCUCAACGAUAGCCGAACAUGCUCUAAAUACAAUGUCACGCUUCAAAUUUAAACUUUGCCAUUCUCAACACAAAAAAAAAAAAAAGCAGUCACGCUUAUGCGGAUUCGAACGCUUCUAUUUCGUCCUCGUCGUAGACGAUUUUACGUUCCGCUUUUCCCGAAAACGUUAUUUUUAUUUUAUAUUUGAUUUUUUAUAUGAAUUACGCGGCGGAAACUUCAAGUAUUAAUGAUGAUAGGCCUGUUGUCAUAAUGUGCUUUAGCCUGGUUCAAAUAUUGCUCUAGUUGUAAGAAAUGGUAUAAAAUUAAAAUGAAGUAAUUUAGAAAAGUAAACCAUUUCAGUGUACAUUCUUUUUGCGUGACUGGCUCUUUGUUCGGAGAAAGUUACGUGACCCAUUCACUCUUACGAGACCUUGAGUCACGCAACUGGAUUCAUAAGAGUGACUUUCUUAACCCGCGGAACAAAAUCUUAUUUCUU
Molecule: messenger RNA, 21156 nt
Organism: Pocillopora meandrina
Lineage: Eukaryota; Metazoa; Cnidaria; Anthozoa; Scleractinia; Pocilloporidae
Source: the annotation of a GenBank genome assembly